Molecule: messenger RNA, 1182 nt
Organism: Ramularia collo-cygni
Lineage: Eukaryota; Fungi; Ascomycota; Dothideomycetes; Mycosphaerellales; Mycosphaerellaceae
Product: related to putative fatty acid desaturase (mld)
Exons: 2
Coding region: 1-1182 (393 amino acids)
Biological process (GO): ceramide biosynthetic process
Cellular component (GO): membrane
Molecular function (GO): sphingolipid delta-4 desaturase activity
Source: RefSeq, a predicted model, not a curated record
AUGCCCGUGUCAGUCACUACCGCGACCAUCUCGCAACCCGCGACCACCACGCCCCGAAGCAGAAGCGAGAAAGAGACGGUGACGUUGCCGCAAGAGCAGGCUCCCUUCAAUGGGAAGAAGGCGAAGAGUGCAUCAGAUGACUUCUUUUGGACAUAUACCGAAGAGCCGCACAGGACACGAAGACAAGCAAUUAUCAAGGCACAUCCCGAGGUCCUCAAGCUCUGCGGACCUGAGCCAUUGACCAUUCUUGUUGUACUGGCUGUUGUCAGCUUGCAGAUCGCAUGUGCAUAUCUUCUUAAAGAUUCUGCCAUCUUGUCAUGGCAAUUCAUGCUCACGGCAUAUGUGAUUGGAGCCACCGCGAACCAAAACGUCUUCUUGUCAAUCCAUGAAAUCUCCCACAAUCUGGCCUUCAAAUCACCCACGGCCAACAGACUCUUCGCCAUUGUUGCGAAUCUGCCGAUUGGGAUUCCAUACUCGGCAUCAUUCCGCCCGUAUCAUCUCACCCACCACAAAUCUCUUGGAGUCGACGGCCUUGAUACGGACCUGCCAACCGCUCUUGAAGCUUGGUUCUUGGACUCUGUUGGCGGCAAAGCCUUUUUCGCUACAUUCCAAAUUCUUUUCUACGCUCUGCGGCCAAUGAUGGUCUACAGUCUCCCUCUGACCGCCAUCCACGCAUUGAACGUUGUAGUGCAGCUCGCCUUCGACUUCGUCAUUGUCAAAUACUUUGGCGGUAAGGCCAUGGCCUACUUCAUUAUGAGCUCUUUCCUGGCAGGCUCCCUUCAUCCAUGUGCAGGACACUUCAUUGCUGAGCACUAUGUGUUUUCUCAACAUCAGCGCCAGCAAGAAGCAGCUUCCUCGUCAUCCGCCAAGCUUGCUCCACCACCAGAGACGUACUCCUACUAUGGCAUCCUCAACGUCCUCACAUUCAACGUUGGACUGCACAAUGAGCACCAUGAUUUCCCAGCCAUUCCAUGGACCCGGCUAUGGAAACUGAACCAGAUUGCGAACGAGUUUUAUUGCGAUCUUCCAUGUCACCAUAGCUGGACCUGGGUCAUCUGGCAGUUCAUCACGGACAAAGAGGUUGGUCUCUGGUGUCGAGUCAAGAGGAAGGAAGGUGGUCGAAAAGUUGGUGGAAUUGAGGGUGCCAAGCAACAUGCUCAGCCUGUUGACCUCGUGCUUUGA